This is a messenger RNA of Solanum tuberosum (potato), 1623 nucleotides long. RefSeq lists its product as uncharacterized. Gene Ontology annotation, molecular function: zinc ion binding. The transcript is spliced from 3 exons. The coding region runs from base 1 to 1623 and encodes 540 amino acids. The record is from RefSeq and is a predicted model, not a curated record. Lineage: Eukaryota; Viridiplantae; Streptophyta; Magnoliopsida; Solanales; Solanaceae.
AUGUCGAUGGAUUGCGAAUUUCCGGUCAAGAUCAUCGUCACGAAUUCCAGAAACAAGAAUCAAAGACCAAAACUUCGUGCUGUGGCUUGGCGCCCAGGAUUUUUGAUGGCUGAUUUUGAAGAUAACGUGAUGAUUGCUUUGUAUUGGGGUGGUGAAAUAAUCACUGAAAUGAAUAAAUUUCGAUAUAGCGAAUGUGCAAGAAUGAUUGUAAGCAUGUCUAUUUCGACCAACUACGUUGAAUUAAUUAAAUUGUUGCAUGAGAAAAUGGGGACUGAUGGUGAAAAUAUUCAAUUGGAUAUUUCUGGAAAAUAUCCAUGCUCAUUUCAAGCUUUUCAAUACUCUAAUCCUGGAACAGUUGUGGAAUGGAAACACGAAGAGUCAAUGAGUUCGCCAGAGGUAAAAACUUUCAAAUUUGUAUUUUGGGCUUUCAAGCCAUGCAUUGAUGGAUUCCAAACUUGCCGUCCUGUUAUUUCAGUAGAUGGAACUCAUAUGUAUGGUAAAUAUGAGAUAAAAUUGUUAAUUGCUGUUGGAGUUGACGGAAAUGAUAACAUUCUUCCUCUUGCAUUUGCUAUUGUUGACAAGGAGUCGAAAGUGGCAUGGAAAUGGUUUUUUAGGAAACUGAGUACAUAUGUGAUAAAGGAUAAAGAAGACAUAUGUAUUGUCUCUGAUAGGGCAAAAGGAAUCUUGACUAGUUUAUCAGAAUUGUGGCAAUUUCAGGAGCCUCGGGCCUUUCAUCGAUUUUGUUUAAGGCAUCUUAAAAGUAACUUUCAAUCUCAAUUUCCAAACAGGGACCUCAGUAAUUUGAUGUGGAGGGCUGCUACUGCUCAUCAAGUAAGGAAGUUUGAAGCUUUGAUGUGGGAAAUUCAAGAAGAAAAUAGAGAAGCAUAUGAAUACCUCAUGCGAAUUCCAUUGAACAAAUGGACUGUUAGCCAUGAUGAUGGAAAAAGAUGGGGAGUAUUGACAACAAAUCUUUCAGAGUCUUUCAACGAACUUCUAAAAAAAGCUCGAGGCUUGCCUGUCACUGCCAUGGUUAGACUUUCAUUGGAGCAAACCGUUGAACGAUAUACUCGUAGAUGUCAAACAACUCACCAACUUGUUGAGCAAAAUGAAUUGUGGACAAGCAGUUUCAAAAUGAAGUGGGAAAAGAACUAUGAAGGUUCAAAAAGACACUUUGUUUAUGAUUGGAAUAUAUCCACAGGGGUAUAUGAGGUUAGAUCUAUACAGAUUGAUGGUACUGGUGGUAAUCCUCACUGUGUUUCAUUAAGUGAAAAAAAAUGUGAUUGUGAAAAAUGGGCAAAUUUGCAUUUUCCGUGUUCACAUGUCAUGAAGGUUACUGAAAGAAUGGGAGCACUAGCUAGAAAUUUUGUAAGCGAGCAUUUCACAACAGAGAAUUAUGUUACAACAUAUUCUGGGUCGUUCUCACCGAUUGGGCACGAGGCAUAUUGGCCAUCGCCGAGUUUUAUAAUGAGAAGUAAUGAAUUCUAUCGUCGUCCCAAUCGAUCAAGGACUACUAGAAUUCCUAAUGAGAUGGAUCGUGAUCCUGUAGUAUAUGGGCGGGCUUGUGGAUUGUGUAGACAGACCGGGCAUGAUAGGCGUAGAUGUCCAACUCGAAAUCAAACUUAA